This is a messenger RNA of Stylonychia lemnae, 810 nucleotides long. NCBI's taxonomy places the organism in Eukaryota, Ciliophora, Spirotrichea, Sporadotrichida, Oxytrichidae. The record is from the annotation of a GenBank genome assembly.
AUGCACCGAUAAUUAAAUGAUAUCCACGACAAUGAUCGAGAAAGAGCAAGGAGCAUCAUUAAGAAUUUGUUUAAGAAUAAGAAAAUCAUGCUUCAAAAUCCGUACUUUUGUAAAGUUCCAAAGGAAGAGGAUGUGCUUGAUUUACCUUCAAGAGUGUUGUUUAAUAUAGCUUAAAUAAGUGAAGAUGACAUUAAUGUUCUAGAUAAUGAGAAUGAAUUUUACUAGGAAUUACAAAAGAUAAAACAUAAAAAUGAGCAGAGAUAUGAUUCUAAAAUCCGAGCUUUUCCUAAUCAUGAGGAAAUGAUGAAGCGUGUUAAGUCCUAGAUUGAAAGAAAAUAAUAACAAAAACAAAGAAAAAAUAGCAAUAUGAAUCAAACCUAGUUCAUUCCAAAAUAAAUUUCCACAAUCUAAGAUAGUAUAUUGCCCCUUUAAAAACAUAAAAGGAAUAUCACUUUCUCUGAACCAUACAUAGAAAAGAAAAGUACAGUAAGAACCGAGGAAUUUCGAGAUACGUUCUAGAGUGGCAAGUUGAUUACCUUGUUAGACAAUUAGCAAUAAUUUUCAGAAGACUUUUCUUAAUAGAAUAAUUUGAAAGGUCUUAAACAUCUAUAAAGAAAAUUUCUUGAACAAAAGAUCAGAGCAAAUCUAAUCAGAACUAGCUUCUCAACCAAAGAUAAAAUUAUCCUAGGCGAGAGAAAAAAAGAAAUGAGAUAAUCAGGUAUUCUAUAGGAGAAUAAAAAUCAAAAGAAAGUAUCUUAGCUCCUCGCGAAAUAUCUAACUAAAUAUUUAAAUGAUGGAGAAGUUUCUUGA